This is a messenger RNA of Gilbertella persicaria, 1230 nucleotides long. RefSeq lists its product as uncharacterized. Bases 73 to 1197 code for a protein of 374 amino acids. The transcript is spliced from 2 exons. NCBI's taxonomy places the organism in Eukaryota, Fungi, Mucoromycota, Mucoromycetes, Mucorales, Choanephoraceae. The record is from RefSeq and is a predicted model, not a curated record.
GUUAUGUUGAUAAAAAUGAGUUUAGUUUUUUAUUUAUUUUCUCUCUUUCUUUUUUUUAUUAUUAUUAUUAUUAUGAAUAAAUUAAAAAAUGUAUUUCAACGUUCACAAAAACUCAAGACAGAAGAAAGAAGACCACAACAGUUUAUAAAGAGACUUUCGACGACUAACUCUACACCAACAACUAAUCUCAAUGAGCCACCGGAAAUCAGCUUGUCUGAACUAUCAGAAACAGAAAGAGAAGCUUACGAGUCUUGGUGGAAGGAUUUGAGUCCGUUUGGUCUAGAAGUGAUCAAUAACCCUACUCUACUUAAAUUCUUGAAUGGCUGUAGUUUACCUGAUAAUAAACUAGAACAGAUUUUGGCCCUAUUUGAAUCAGCAACAGAAGGACUGAAUAAGCUUCAAUUCUUUGCCAUGCUUCGAUUGAUUGCACAUGCUCAAAAUGGACGGAAAAUCAGCCGGGCAUUAGUCUAUUUAGGAGCACCCAUACCUCAUUUUCAUACAAAUCCAUUUGAUGCACUUAUCAAGACAAUACCAGAAACAAACAAUACAGCACAUUAUCAAGCAAGGAAGUCUUGGUGGGGACAAGAGAAAGAACAACAGUCUGAAAACCGUCGUUCUUAUUUAGGGCCCUUUACAACACACACACCUAUACCAACGCAUGAUCCUACGGUUGAUUUCUUUUAUCCUCAAGAUUGGAAUCAAACCAUGGCUAUGCGACCCGCCUUAAAUAGCUCAGUCACAACCACAGCUAUUGCACCCACUACUCCCGCUGUAGAAAAACCUUAUACACAUUCUAGAUCAAGAUCUGCAGGUACAGCAGAUGACUUUAAUCCUUAUCAAAGACCAGAAGAAGAACUCCAAUCAUCAAAAUCCUCCUUGUCUUUGCAUGAAUUGAAUACUGGUCAAACACUCUUAUUAACUCAGAAAUUUGUCUAUCAGUCUCCCUCUAUUCGAAAUCAAGAAAUACCUAAUAAUAACCCUUUUACCACAAGUCCAUUUGAUGAUCCUCAUACUAGUAUCAAUCAGAAACCAAAUCAACAUGCUAUACCUCCUCCUCCUGUACCAAGCCAGUCUACAAAACCAGCAUUUCCUAAAUACACAAGAACAAAUACGUUUAUCAAACGAAGUCAAAGCUCAGCUACAGAUCGUACUCAACCUUACCAACAAAAGCAUCAAAGACAUAAAUCAUUCUACUAAAAUAAAAUUUUCUUUUUUCUUUGUUUUUUUUUU